GUUGAGGUUGCCAUUAAUUGCAAAUGGAGGAUCCGCAAGCCGAGCUUGCUACCACCGAUCACCAAACUCCCAACAAGAGCCAGAAUAAUAAUGCUACUUCUACCAAAGUCACGUUGGAGCUCCGCAAGUACAUCCUGCUGCUGGCCUCGCUGGUGGCCACGGUGACGUACGCCGCCGGGUUCAGCCCGCCGGGGGACGUCUGGCAGGACACGGCCGACGGGCACCUCGCCGGCGACCCCAUCAUCCGGGACACCCACCGCAAGCGGUACGUGGCCUUCUUCUACUGCAACGCCACCGCGUUCGCCGCGUCGCUCGUGGUCAUCGUCAUCACCCUCACCCUCGCCUACCUCGACGACUACAAGGACAAGUACUCCGACUCCAAGAUCGUCGUCCACUACACCAAGCGACAAUGGAUCGCCGUUCGGACGCUGCAGGCGGCCAUGGUGUCGGACCUGCUCAGCCUCAUGGGAGCCUACGCCGCCGGCACGUGCCGGGACACGUUCACCACCGUCUACUCCUCGCUGCUGGUGGGCUUCGUCUUCUUCUACCUCGUUGUUCAGGUCACGGUGGCCUGGUGCUACACCGGCGGCUCCGGCGGCGUGCCCGAAGGCCAAGUCGAAGAACGGCAACCGGCGGCGGUCCCGGACGAUGCGCGUUCUUCGGUGGCUGGUGGAAAUCCUCACCACUCCGCUUCUGGCGGCGUCGUGCCCGAAGUCAGAGAAGAAGAAGAAGAACGGCACGACUCGCCUGGUUCCGGCGGCGGCGUGCCCGAAGCCGGUGCCGUCGAAGAAGAAGAAGGAGAAGACGAAGAACGGCAGAAGGCGAAAAAAAUGUUCCGCAAGAUCAAGGUCCUCACGGCGCUUGCUUCAGUGAAGAUCGAACAAGACAAGGCGAAAGAGCGGUUCCGCAAGGUCCUGAUGCUUCUGGCGACGUUCGCCGUGAGCAUCACGUACUUGGCCGGGCUGAGCACGCCGGGAGGCUUCUGGGACAGCGCCGGCGACGGCCACGGCCCCGGCGACGCCAUCCUCAAGGACCAUCACAACACGCGCCUGGCAGUGUUCUUCUGUUUCAACACCCUGGCCUUCGUCGCGUCACUGCUCAUCAUCGUGGUGCUUCUGGACACCAAGCCUCAUCGUCAUCUUCGUCAGGGGUUCAUCGUCGUCGCGCUGUUCAGCCUCAUCGUCGCGUACAACGCCGGCAGCUGCAGGCAGACCGACACCACCGUCUACGUGUUCAGCCUCAUCCCUGCCGUUCUGGUCUACAUUUUGUUCCUCUACUUUCUCGCAGAUCACAUCUACGACAAAUGGGAAAAAAUGAAAACUCAUUUCAGGACCAGAUGGUUGCCAGAGCCAUCAACACCAUCGACACGAAAUGGUCGCCUGAACGCCAAUGGCAGUAGGGUCAGGGAGGGUAAAACAGAGAAGCAGAAAGCAGCAGACAAGGCUCGUUCUCUUGUCCUGCUGCUCGCCACUCUGGCGGCGACGAUCACCUACCAGGCGGGGCUGGAACCGCCGGGCGGCGUCUGGCAGGACAACAGCGGCGGCCACAUGGCCGGCGAUCCAAUCCUCCUGACGACGAAUCCCCGGCGGUACAAGGCUUUCUUCUACUGCAACUCGGUGUCCCUGGUGGCGUCCCUGGUCGCCAUCGUGCUGGUCCAGAGGAAGCUUCUCCUCAAGCACCAUGUGCUGGAGGCGGUCAUGAUACUGGACCUCUUCGGCCUCAUCGGCGCAUACGCGGCAGGGAGCUCCCGGGACGUGAACACCUCCAUCCAUGCCAUGGCAUUGGCCGGCGCCGUCCUCGUCUACGUCGUCAUCCAUGUCAUCUUCAUCACGCUGGACGACAACACGCGCACAACAAGGAGCGAGAGUGACAAGAAAAACGGCAAUGAGUUGGUGGAGAAGACGCGCAAGCGGCUGCUCCUCUUCGCCAUCUUUGCCGCGACCAUCACCUACCAGGCCGGCCUCACUCCCCCCGGCGGCUUCCUGCUCAAGGACGGCGUGCAGUCCGGCGUGCACCACCACGCCGGCGACCCGAUCCUGUUGAACAACUUCCCGCGCCGCUACAAGGCCUUCUUCUACUGCAACUCGGUGAGCUUCAUGCUGUCCAUCGCCGUCAUCAUCCUCCUCGUCAACCCCAACCUGUACAGGCCAGCCAUACGCACCCAUGCGCUGUCCGUGUGCACGGCGGUAGGAUUGUUUGGACUCAUGGGCGCCUACGCCGCCGGAAGCACGCAGCAUCUGAAGACAUCCGUCUACAUAUUCGCGUUGGUGGCAGUGGUCAUCUUCUUCAUAGUCCUACUGUUCUUGGUGUUUUGGUUCACGGGCUGCAGCGGCAAGACUCCACAAGGAGCACCACCAACAGAGACCAACAAUACACAAGACAAGGAGGAGGACAUGGAGACCAAGGAAAAGAAGAUCAUACAUGCCAACCGAAAGUACCUCAUGUUGCUAGGGAUCCUUGUGGCAAGUGUCACCUACCAGGCUGGCCUAGAGCCGCCGGGAGGAGCUUGGCAGAGCAGCGAUGGUGGGCACGAAGCCGGCAACUCGGUAAUGCAUGACAACAGGAGGCACCGGUACCUGGCGUUCUUCUACAGCAACUCCACCUCGUUCAUGGCGUCCGUCGUGGUCAUCCUGCUGCUCCUGGUACCACCGGAGAAGCUAAUCGGCGUUCGCAACGAGAAAUGGCGCAGGAGGUGGCUUGUGGUGAUGAACACGACAAUUGUGCUGGACUUGCUUGGCCUCCUGGGUGCCUACGCAGCCGGCUCGAGCAGGGGGUGGAAGACAUGUAUGUAUGUGUUGCUGCUGGUCCUAGCCGUGCUGGCCUACAUGGCAUUCCAUCUCGUCCUGUCCUGCAUCAUCAGAAAGAGGAAUCGGAGCGCCCAACAGCAAGUUGACUCAGCAGCAGCAGCAUAAUGUUAGGAUAGGACAGUCAUCCUGUCGAGUGUCGACCUCCUAGAGCGCUCGCUAGAUAGAAGCACGUCGUUUGUAUGGUUAAACUCUUCUACCUUAAUUACAAUGAUGCGUAAUGCUCUUUCGUGUAUUCAAGAAAAAGAAAACACAAGCAACGUCUGCUACUCCUCCGGUCUAGUGUUUGUAUGGCCCUCUUAGUUGUUUCUCUAAUUAUUUACUG
Sorghum bicolor (sorghum) is the source of this 3129-nucleotide messenger RNA. RefSeq lists its product as uncharacterized. The transcript is spliced from 3 exons. Lineage: Eukaryota; Viridiplantae; Streptophyta; Magnoliopsida; Poales; Poaceae. The record is from RefSeq and is a predicted model, not a curated record. The coding region runs from base 24 to 2912 and encodes 962 amino acids.